Messenger RNA from Ostrinia furnacalis (Asian corn borer), 927 nucleotides. RefSeq lists its product as uncharacterized. The record is from RefSeq and is a predicted model, not a curated record. The transcript has 5 exons. Lineage: Eukaryota; Metazoa; Arthropoda; Insecta; Lepidoptera; Crambidae. The annotation marks the transcript as partial.
UUUAGAUGGCAGAUAACUCAGUUCGAAAACUUAGCAUUUUGGUUCUCCAACUGGGACUGGUAUACUAUCAGAAUGAACAGGCGAUUGAAUGCCGUCUGCGGAAUAUCAAUAGACUUUCUGCCACUCGGUACAGCAGCAUUGAUGAACAGAAGAACACUUAUAACGUCGGCAAACUACUUGGAACCAUACAGUAACAGGAUGAAAGACUUAAGGAUAUGGUGCUUGGGAAGAGAAGGACUACAUACUACUCCGUAUAGAUACCGGGUAUGGCGAUUUAGAAGAUUGUUUCCAAAGAGUCAAAAUCCUGAGCAUUGGCAUGGACCGCGGGGGGUGCACGUGCCUCGUCACGACGUAUCCGUGAUACACAGCAUGGAUCAGAUCUACAUAUACUAUAUCAAAUCCGUUAGGUAUCAUUACCCGUACAGAUCGUGGCUCAUUGGCAAACAUGAUGAACUUGAUGAUCGGCUGUGGUUUGCGGGCUCAGGAUACGAGUACCUUGAGCAUAUAGCAGAAAACUACAAGAUAUUCUUCGCUAACCAAACAAAGGACGAAAUCGUGGAUUGUUCAAAAUACCUUCCGAAGUGGUGGGGCAAGUUCAUAUGUAUCAGGAACAGCCACGGAUUUUCUGGUGUACCCAACGGUGGUGGACUUUAUACGAUAUAUGGAGAUGAAGACUAUCUUACUGGAGUUGGGUGUUUUGAGAUAAGAUAUAACGAAGACCGGAUACUGGUGUUCACAGAUCUUAGGUAUUAUGUUGAUUGGAUUAAUAUAUUUGCCAACAUAUCAAGAGGAGAAUACUAUGAAUACGCCUACCCUGAAUGGAGCAUUAACUUGGGACUGCUUUACGAUGGAGGAGUAAAUUAUCCAUACAUUCCGAUGUGGCAGAUUCAGAACGAUAUGUUCCCUCUUGGGAGGAAAAAAAAGUGA